Haliaeetus leucocephalus (bald eagle) is the source of this 7080-nucleotide messenger RNA. RefSeq names its product calcium channel, voltage-dependent, T type, alpha 1H subunit (gene CACNA1H). The record is from RefSeq and is a predicted model, not a curated record. Gene Ontology annotation, biological process: calcium ion transmembrane transport; positive regulation of calcium ion-dependent exocytosis; membrane depolarization during action potential. Gene Ontology annotation, cellular component: neuron projection; voltage-gated sodium channel complex; plasma membrane. Lineage: Eukaryota; Metazoa; Chordata; Aves; Accipitriformes; Accipitridae. Gene Ontology annotation, molecular function: voltage-gated sodium channel activity; low voltage-gated calcium channel activity. The transcript is spliced from 34 exons. The coding region runs from base 16 to 7080 and encodes 2354 amino acids.
UUCGAGCACAUCAGCAUGCUGGUCAUCCUCCUGAACUGCGUAACCCUGGGCAUGUUCCAGCCCUGCGAGGACGUGGAGUGCCAGUCUGAGCGGUGCACCAUCCUGGAGGCAUUUGACGACUUCAUUUUCGCUUUCUUUGCGGUGGAGAUGGUCAUCAAGAUGGUGGCUCUGGGGAUCUUCGGGCAGAAGUGUUACCUUGGAGAUACGUGGAAUCGCCUGGACUUCUUCAUCGUGAUGGCGGGCAUGAUGGAGUAUUCCCUGGACGGACACAACGUGAGCUUGUCUGCGAUCCGCACCGUCCGGGUACUUCGGCCACUACGAGCCAUUAACAGGGUUCCAAGUAUGCGAAUACUCGUCACCCUGCUGUUAGAUACUCUGCCUAUGUUAGGCAACGUCCUCCUCUUGUGCUUCUUUGUCUUCUUCAUCUUUGGGAUUGUCGGUGUGCAGCUCUGGGCAGGGCUGCUGAGAAACAGGUGUUUCCUAGACAGGAAUUUUGCAAUGACGUACAACCUUACCUUCCUGCAUCCGUACUACCGGACAGACGAAGCGGAGGAGAACCCAUUCAUCUGCUCAUCGCAUCGUGAAAACGGCAUGCAGAAAUGCUCCAACAUCCCAAACAGGAAGGAGUACAAGGUGGAGUGCACCUUGAGCAUGGACUCCUACACCCCAAGUUUAUACAACCCUGAUUUCAGCAGCAGGAAUGCCUGCAUAAACUGGAACCAGUAUUACAACGUAUGCAUGGCAGGGGACGUAAACCCACACAAUGGAGCUAUCAAUUUUGAUAAUAUUGGAUAUGCCUGGAUAGCUAUUUUUCAGGUUAUAACCCUGGAAGGAUGGGUUGACAUCAUGUAUUAUGUGAUGGAUGCACAUUCUUUUUACAAUUUUAUAUAUUUUAUAUUGCUUAUAAUAGUUGGUUCCUUCUUCAUGAUUAACUUGUGCCUGGUUGUGAUAGCAACACAGUUUUCUGAAACAAAGCAGCGGGAGAACCAGCUGAUGCAGGAGCAGCGGGCCCGUUAUCUCUCCAACGACAGCACAAUUGCCAGCUUCUCGGAGCCAGGUAGCUGCUACGAGGAGCUGCUCAAGUACAUCUGCCACAUCUUCAGGAAGGUGAAAAGGCGGACAAUACGCCUGUACAAUAACUGGCAGAGUAAGCGCCGGAAAAAAGUUAACCCAAACAGCACCACAAAUGGACAAAGCCACCGUGGCAAAAAGCGCAUCACGUCCAUACACCACCUCAUCCACCAUCACCAUCACCACCACCACCACCACUAUCACAUCAGCAAUGGGAGCCCUCGGGGGCCAUGCUCCAACCCUGAGAUCUGCGACCUGGAACUCAAGGUCAUGAAACCUGGAGGCCAAUUGAUGCUUCCUCCUCCAUCACCCAACUUGCAGACCCCUGCUCCUCCUCCAGAUUCAGAGUCUGUGCACAGCAUUUACCACGCAGACUGUCAUGUCGAAGGACCACAGGUGAACUGUAAGUCUUCCAAUGCCCCUGCAAGCAUUAAACUGACUGCCGGACUCUCCAACCAUGGCAACAUGAACUAUCCUACCAUCCUGCCUUCUCCAACUAGCAAGGCCAGUUCUGUUCCAGUUCCCAAAGGAAAGAAGAAUGGCAAUUCACCUGUGGCCGUGGUUAAUAGCCCUGUGAAUUUGGGCACGGAUUCUUAUGGGAAGCUGCAGCAACUGGUAGGAGAACAUGGUCUGCGGCGGACGCCCAGCCGGCUGUCGGGGCUGAGCGCGGCCUGCCCGCUGUCCAGCCCGCCGGGCAGCACGUUGAUCUGCGAGCUGCAGGACUGUCCCUUCUGCGCCAGCCUCCUGGAGGACCCCGAGUUCGCCUUCAGCGAGUCCGACAGCUGCGAAUCCGACAGCAAUGGCGUCUACGAGUUCACCCAGGACCUGCGGCACGGCGACCACAGAGACCAGCUCCAGCAGCAGCGGGGCAGGAGGAGGAGGAAGAAGAAAAAACCCAAGGAGAGGAACAAGGUCACCCGCCUGUGGAAGGCUUUCGGCAGCAAGCUGAAGAGGAUCGUGGAGAGCAAGUACUUCAACCGGGGGAUUAUGAUAGCCAUUCUUAUCAACACGCUGAGCAUGGGCAUCGAGUACCACGAGCAGCCAGAUGAGUUGACCAACGCCUUGGAGAUCAGUAACAUCGUCUUCACAAGCAUGUUUGCCCUGGAGAUGCUCCUGAAACUCCUUGCCUUUGGCCUCUUCGGCUACAUCAAGAACCCGUACAACAUCUUUGAUGGGAUCAUAGUUGUGAUCAGUGUCUGGGAGAUCAUCGGCCAGUCAGAUGGAGGCCUCUCUGUGCUACGAACUUUUCGGCUGCUCCGGGUGCUGAAACUGGUGCGUUUUAUGCCGGCCCUCCGUCGCCAGCUGGUGGUCCUGAUGAAGACAAUGGACAACGUAGCCACCUUCUGCAUGUUGCUCAUGCUCUUCAUCUUUAUCUUCAGCAUUCUUGGCAUGCAUCUUUUUGGAUGCAAGUUCAGCCUGAAAACUGAUACAGGAGACACAGUUCCAGAUAGAAAGAAUUUUGAUUCCUUACUUUGGGCCAUUGUGACCGUAUUUCAGAUCCUCACUCAAGAGGACUGGAACGUGGUCCUGUACAAUGGGAUGGCAUCUACAUCCUCAUGGGCAGCACUCUACUUUGUGGCCCUGAUGACCUUCGGCAAUUAUGUGCUCUUCAACCUUCUUGUUGCCAUUCUGGUAGAAGGCUUCCAGGCAGAGGGUGAUGCCAAUAGGUCAGACACAGAUGAGGACAAGACAUCUGCCAACUUUGAUGAUGAUUUUGAGAAGCUAAAAGACUUCCGAGCAACAGAGAUGAAGAUGUACUCACUUGCUGUCACCCCAAAUGGACACCUGGAGGGCAGGGGAAGCAUGCCACCUCCUAUAAUCAUGCGCACUGCUGCCACACCGAUGCCCACACCAAAGUGUUCCCCACACAUGGAUUCAGUGCACUCUUUUGUGGACUCGAGGAGAGGGAGUAACGCCUCGCUAGACCCCUUGAGCUACGAUCAGAAGUCCUUGUCCAGCCUCCGCAGUUCCCCUUGCGCCAACUGGGGCACCAGCAGCAACUGGGGAAGCCGACGCUCAAGCUGGAACAGCCUGGGCAGAGCCCCGAGCCUCAAGAAGAAGAACCAGUCAGGAGAAAGAGAGUCCUUGCUCUCUGGGGAGGGAAAAGGCAGCACAGACGAUGACUCUGAUGACGCCAAGUCCAGCACAGUCAGCAGGCCCUCAUUGCACCGCCGGGCAGAGUCCCUGGACUACCGCAGCUCCCUGGACCUGCCUGAGCUGUUUCAGUUGCCCACCAUGCGCCACUCACUCAGUAUCAGCCCCGUGGCCGUUCUGCCUGCCGAGUACCAAGACUGUAACGGCAAGAUGGUUCACGUCCCCAGCGAGUUCUUCCUGCGUGUUGAUGGACACAAGGAGGAUGCUAUGGACUAUGAGGAUGACAUGGAGGAUAGUUACUGCUACCGAAUUCGUAAAGUCCUGGAGCCCUACAAACCACAGUGGUGCAAGAGUCAUGAAGACUGGUCCCUCUACUUGUUUUCCCCACAGAAUCGGUUCCGAGUGAUGUGCCAGAAGGUCAUUGCCCACAAAAUGUUCGAUCACGUGGUGCUGGUCUUCAUAUUUCUCAACUGCAUCACUAUAGCACUGGAGCGACCAGACAUAGACCCACACAGCACGGAAAGGAUAUUCCUAAGUGUUUCUAAUUACAUCUUCACUGCAAUCUUUGUGGCUGAAAUGAUGGUUAAGGUGGUAGCUCUUGGCUUUUUCUCUGGGGAGAACACCUAUCUGCAGAGCAGCUGGAAUGUCCUGGAUGGAGUCCUGGUCUUUGUAUCUAUCAUUGACAUUAUUGUCUCCAUGGCAUCGGCAGGCGGAGCUAAGAUCCUGGGUGUCCUUCGCGUUUUGAGACUUCUGCGGACCUUGAGACCCCUCCGAGUCAUCAGCAGAGCCCCGGGUCUGAAGUUGGUGGUAGAAACCUUGAUCUCCUCCUUGAGGCCUAUUGGGAAUAUUGUUCUCAUCUGCUGUGCUUUCUUCAUUAUCUUUGGGAUUUUAGGCGUCCAGCUUUUUAAAGGCAAGUUCUACUACUGUGAUGGUCCUGAUGUAAAAAACAUCACUACAAAGACUGACUGCACUAACGCACGCUACAAAUGGGUUCGGCGGAAGUACAAUUUUGACAAUUUGGGACAGGCCCUCAUGUCCUUGUUUGUCCUCUCCUCCAAAGAUGGCUGGGUGAACAUCAUGUAUGAUGGUUUGGAUGCCGUGGGUAUUGACCAACAGCCCAUCCAGAACCAUAACCCUUGGAUGCUUCUCUACUUCAUCUCCUUCCUGCUCAUCGUCAGCUUCUUCGUGCUCAACAUGUUUGUGGGGGUGGUGGUGGAGAACUUUCACAAGUGCCGACAGCACCAGGAGGCGGAGGAGGCCCGGCGUCGGGAGGAGAAGCGGCUGAGACGCUUGGAGAAAAAGCGCAGGAGUAAGGAGAUAUACCUGUCUGAAGCCCAACGCAGGCCUUACUAUGCUGACUAUUCCCCAGCGCGGAAGUACAUUCAUACCCUUUGCACCAGCCACUAUCUUGACCUCUUCAUCACGUUCAUCAUUGGGGUCAAUGUCAUCACUAUGUCGAUGGAGCACUACAACCAGCCAAAGUCCCUGGAUGAAGCCCUGAAGUACUGCAACUAUGUGUUCACCAUAGUUUUUGUGUUCGAGGCAGUUCUGAAGUUGGUGGCAUUUGGUUUUCGAAGGUUCUUUAAGGACAGGUGGAAUCAGCUGGAUUUGGCCAUAGUUCUGUUAUCAAUUGUGGGAAUCACGCUGGAGGAAAUUGAGAUGAAUGCUGCACUGCCCAUCAAUCCCACAAUAAUACGCAUCAUGCGGGUGCUGAGAAUAGCAAGAGUGCUGAAACUGCUCAAAAUGGCCACUGGGAUGCGAGCUCUCCUGGACACAGUGGUACAAGCGCUUCCCCAGGUAGGGAACCUUGGCCUACUUUUUAUGCUCCUGUUUUUUAUCUAUGCUGCCCUGGGAGUGGAAUUGUUUGGCAAGCUAGACUGCAGCGAAGAAAAUCCUUGUGAAGGUCUGAGCCGGCAUGCAACUUUCACCAACUUCGGCAUGGCCUUUCUCACUCUCUUCAGGGUGUCAACGGGGGACAACUGGAAUGGUAUCAUGAAGGACACUCUUCGGGAAUGCACUCGGGAAGACAAGCACUGCCUCAGUUACCUUCCUGUUAUCUCUCCUGUCUACUUUGUCACCUUCGUCCUCAUCGCACAGUUCGUCCUAGUCAAUGUGGUGGUGGCAGUGCUGAUGAAGCACUUGGAGGAGAGCAACAAGGAGGCCAAGGAGGAUGCUGAGAUGGAUGCUGAGAUCGAGUUGGAGAUGUCCAGAGGAGCAACCACCUCGACCAACAGUGGGAGCAGGGGAGCCUCUCCGAAGCCACAGGACUCUCAAAACCUGCUGACGGUCCGCAAGAUCUCUGUUUCCCGCAUGCACUCCUUGCCCAAUGACAGCUACAUGUUCCGGCCGGUGAUGCCAGCGAAAGCCCCUUUCCCCCUCCAUGAGGUGGAGAUGGAAACGUAUCCCUGCAAAUCCCAAAGAGGGUCCAUCACCUCCAUCCGCUCCCAGCCCGUGGGAACGUGUUCCUCUCUGAGAGUCCCAACAGAGUCCCUCCAGCUGGCAGUCCGCUCUCCCAACCACGAAGGCCGCCACCGCUGGAAGAUCUUUCCCCCCCACAUCACACCUCGAUCUCCUACUCUCAACAAGCUGCUCUGCAGACAGGAGGCCAUUCAGACGGACUCUGUGGACGGGCAGACUCCAGACCGCAGGGACAGCCUGCAAGCAGAGCCUGGAGAGAUGCUACCAUCAGCCACGCAGCCCCAGAGCACCUUCACCCCCAGCCCGCUCCAUCCCUCGGCUGCCUCCCUCCCGGGCACCCCUCCAAGCUCCCCCCCGUCUUCCCCGCAUCGGCACCCCAGCACACUCACGCGGAAGCACACCUGCAGCCAGCACGGCGUCCCCAGCCGGCCGCCCAGCCCCGGCGGCAGCCCUCCCAACCCUGAGGGCUGCCUCUUUGAGUCCUCCGACCUGGCUGACGAGGAGGUUUGCCACAUCAACAGCUCGGCCAAAGACUGGGGAGGGGAUCACUUGGAUGCUGGGAGCCGCUCGACUUCACCGUUCAUCUCCCCGGCCCCGUCUCCAGUGCCCCUCAAGAACUGCAGCACAACCAGCCUCUCCAGGGGCAGCAGCAAGGAGAAGGACUUGAAGAAGUUUUACAGCAUCGAUACGAAGGGCUUUCUCAACAAGCCCAGCUGGGCAGACGACCAAAGGCGGCACUCCAUCGAGAUCUGCCCCUCCAUCAGCGACGGGGACUGUAGCUUUGAGGACCCUGCCAAGGAAAAGCAGCGGUCCCCUGUCCACAUCCAGACGGAGUCCGAGUACAUCCACGGAGCCCGGAGGAAGAAGAAGAUGAGCCCACCCUGCAUUUCUAUAGAUCCUCCCAUGGAGGACGACAGCGGGGCGGCGUCACGCACCAAACCCUCCGAGAACAGCAUGCUGCGGCGAAGGACCCCAUCCUGUGAGUUCCCAGCUUACAGAGAGUCCUUGGAGCUCGCGGAGAGCCAGCCCGGGGAGCCGGCCUCCAAAGCGGAGCGCCGGGGCCAGCCCCCAUGCCGCGGGGAGCACCUGACCAUCCCCAACUUCUCCUUCGAGCAGUUGGACGGCGGCUCCAUGAGCAGCCUCUCGGAUCUCCUCCUGGACAGCGGUCAGUCCACACCGGCCUCCAUGGACUCCCGGCCGGACGAUGCCACCUCCGAACUGAAAAAGCCGGAUCAUUUAAAAACUCAGUGGAGCAACACCGAGAAAAGCAAUGAGCUCCUGGGCAUUGCUAAGAGCCCCCUCCAGAAGCAGGACUUGGUCCCCAUGACUGUUGCAACAGAAGAAGACGUAGAUGACCCACAGAAUGCCUUCGAAACCUCGGUGGUGGCCAUAACCCUCCCAUUUGCACUCUAUCUGUCGGUCUUCCCUCCACACCCCCUGCACCCACACGUGGACGCGUUCACCUCCCAAGGCCCUUCCCUCGCCAGCUCCGACUGA